AUGGCCAUUAAGUUAGACAUGUCAAAAGCGUAUGAUAGAGUAGAAUGGGUCUUCCUAGAGGCUGUGAUGAAGAGAUUGGGUUUCAAUGAGAAAUGGGUGGAGUUGAUUAUGGGUUGUGUGAAAUCUGUCUCCUUCUCAGUGCUCAUUAACGGUUUUCAUGGACUUAAAUUCUGGCCAAAAAGGGGGUUGAGACAAGGGGAUCCCUUGUCACCCUAUAUUUUCAUUAUCUGUGCCGAAGGUCUGAGCAACAUUCUGAAUUUUUAUGAAAAUCAGAAGCUUACAAGGGGAGUGCAAGUGACUAGAGGGGGCAGUAGCAUUAACCACUUGCUAUUUGCAGAUGACUGCAUCCUUUUUGGAAUAGCAAAGCUAGAAGAGUGGCAUAGGAUCCAAGAGGUGUUAAAAAAGUAUGAGAAAGCCUCGGGGCAAUUUCUUAAUAAGGAAAAGACUUCUUUAUUCUUUAGUAGCAACACAAGGGAAGGGGAUAGAAGGGUGAUAGUGGAUGCUGGAAAUUCCAUAGCCUGUGGCAGCUAUGAGAAAUACCUAGGUCUGCCUACCCUUGUGGGAAGAUCAAAAUACAAUACUUUCAGAUUUACUAAGGAGAGAAUUUGGCAGAAAAUUUUAAAUUGGAAAAACCAUUUUCUAUCUCAGGCUGGAAAAGAAAUCCUUAUUAAAGCAGUUCUCCAGGCAAUCUCAACCUAUACUAUGUCAGUUUUUAAACUCCCUAAAAGGCUAUGUCGUGAUAUUAAUUUGUUGCUUUCAAGAUUCUGGUGGGAUAAUCAGCAGGGAGAAAGUAGUAUUUGUUGGAGGAAAUGGGAAAAGAUGGGGAAGCAGAAGAGUAAGGGAGGUUUAGGUUUCAGGGAUGUGGAAUCAUUUAACAUGGCUCUCUUAGCCAAACAAGGUUGGAGAUUGAUAAAGAAUCCUAUGUCUUUAGCAGCAAGAGUUUUUAAAGAGAAAUACUUUAGACAAUCAAAUUUUAUGGAUGCAAAGUUAAACUCUCAACCAUCUUUGAUCUGGCGAAGCAUUUGGCAGGCAAGGGACUUAGUGAAGGAUGGUGUGAGAUGGAGAGUGGGGGAUGGCAGCAAGAUUAAAAUAUGGGGAGAGAAGUGGUUACCUUCUCCCUCCUCUUUUUCUAUACAAUCACCCAUUUAUGUUUUGCAGGCAGAGGCAAAAGUGAAAGAAUUAAUUGAUAAACAAAAGGGAGAAUGGAGAGAAGGUUUGGUUCGAACAAUGUUUGCUUUCAAUGAAGCUGAGCAGAUUUUGAGUAUCCCUUUGAGUAGAGGAUUGGUUCAAGACAAAUUGUUUUGGGGUCCAUCCAAAAUAGAGUCUGAAACUAUUAUGCAUGCUAUUUGGGAAUGCCCAGGAGCUAAUGACAUUUGGGCAGAUGUAAGUUUUGGAGCUCAAAAAUUGAAUAGAGCAGAAACAGACUUUAUGCUACUAUGGUUGAAGUUGAUCAAUAAGCUGAGCAAGGAGCAAUUAGAAUUGGUGGCAGUGAUGUUCAGAAGACAAUGGCUAAGAAGAAAUAUGUUUGUGUUUGAAAGGAAGAUCGUAUGCCCCAAAACAGUUCUGCAGAAGGCCAGUGAAUCCUUAGUAGAAUAUAAGGCUGCCCAAGCUCUUCUACAACAGACAAAGCAAAGCCAAGUAAGAGGAAGGGGUGAUCUGAAAUGGGAAAAACCAGUUGCUGGUUUAGUGAAGAUAAAUUGGGAUGCUUCCUUGGAUGUGAAGGAUAGAAGAAUGGGAGUAGGAAUUAUUAUUAGGGAUGAGAAAGGGGAAGCUCUAGUGGCUGUUUGUGAUAAAAAAGAACAUGUUGACAAUCCAAUGGUGGCAGAGAGUUAUGCGUUGAGAGUGGCUCUAGAUGUGUGUGGUGAACUUAACAUUCAAAAGGCAAUAUUUGAAGGGGAUGCAAAAUCAGUCAUUACGGCAGUUCAUAGGGAAGCUGAGGACCUCUCUUUGGUGGGAUCUAUAGUAAAAAGAUAUUAA
Messenger RNA from Juglans regia (Persian walnut), 1977 nucleotides. RefSeq lists its product as uncharacterized. The record is from RefSeq and is a predicted model, not a curated record. Bases 1 to 1977 code for a protein of 658 amino acids. Gene Ontology annotation, molecular function: RNA-DNA hybrid ribonuclease activity; nucleic acid binding. The transcript is spliced from 2 exons. NCBI's taxonomy places the organism in Eukaryota, Viridiplantae, Streptophyta, Magnoliopsida, Fagales, Juglandaceae.